AUGUGCUUUUAUUCCAGUUACUCUAAAGUCCGGCCAAUCAAUCCAGGGCCAACCAACUUCCCGCCAUCCCCGGAAAGCAGCUUGAUAGUUAAUUUCAAUUCAGCGCUGCCUUUGCUAUCGCGCCUCGUGUGUGGUCUGCUGCUGUGCCCACGCCGUUGCAGUCCAGUCCAGUCCAGAAGAAUUUAG
Messenger RNA from Aspergillus niger, 186 nucleotides. RefSeq lists its product as hypothetical. The coding region runs from base 1 to 186 and encodes 61 amino acids. The transcript has a single exon. Lineage: Eukaryota; Fungi; Ascomycota; Eurotiomycetes; Eurotiales; Aspergillaceae. The record is from RefSeq and is a predicted model, not a curated record.